CGGUGUAGAUAUCUCUGAAAACCUACAAGAAUUUUGGAAGUGUAAAUACAAGAUUUCACUAACUUUUGACCGCGUUUUUAUGCAAAAACCUUCAUAUAUGAAAGAACAACACUUGUACAACCUACACUAAACUUUUUUGUUGCAAGAUUGCACAUAUUCUGGUUAAAAUUCGACGGGAAAGUGUUAUCAUGAGUGAGCUAGAAUCUGCAACAAAAGUUCUUACUCGAGCAGUUGACCUAGACAACAACCACAGGUACAAAGAGGCGUUGAUUUGCUACCAAGAAGGAACAAACCUCUUGAUGCUUGCAUUGAAAAAAGAAACAGACAGUACCAAAAGACUAGCUCUUAGACAGAAACUUGACGAGUACCUUAGCCGAGGUGAAGUAAUCAAGCCAUUGGUCCAGAAUUUGUCUGAAAAACAUCAUGAACGAAUUGAAGUAAAGGAUGGUGAGAGGGGAUAUUGUUAUAAAAAGAUAUUCGAGAAAUGUCUGUUUGGGAAUUUGACAGAGGUCCGAGUCGAAGAUCCAUAUGUUCGCACGCACCAUCAGAUUCAGAAUUUUGUUCGGUUUUGCGAAUUGUUGGUUCAUGUUAGCUCGAUGAAAAAGAUCAAGCUUUUGACAGGUAAAGGGGAAUGAAGCUAUUGGAUCAUAAUUUUCCUGUCACAAGUGAGAAGCAGGUUUUGUCUAGGAUCAACAAGCCUUUUGAAUGAUGGUUUUUAAGGGGCAUUUCAGCCAUUUUAAUUGAAAAAACUAACUAGAAAAAUUAAUUAAGCAUAAUUCAAAUCAGCAAAAUUAUAAAAAACUUUGAGUUUACGUAUCUUGAAUUAUUUUCCUAGUUUGAAUUGAAAUUUUCCCCCACUUUAAUUCAUUACUGGCCCUCUAGGAAGAACAGUUUAGAACUGAUAGAGCUAUCCAGUAUAAAUAAAGUUAGUUUAGGUUUCUUCCUGUAGUAACACUGGAUCAAUAAGAGAUGAUUCUUACUGGACCUCUAUAGGAAGAACAGUUUAGAACUGAUAGAGCUAUCCAGUAUAAAUAAAGUUAGUUUAGUUUAGGUUUCCUCCUGUAGUAACACUGGAUCAAUAAGAGAUGACCCUUACUGAAUCUCUAGGAAGAACAGUCUAGAAAUAAUAGAACUAUCCAGUCACAUUUUGCUAAUGAUCGAAAUAUUUAAUUUACCUACACAGGUCAGCAUCAAGACAGAUCAAUGCAAGCAGAAAAAUUUCAAAAACUAACAGACAGUCUAAAACAAUGUGGUAUCACACUGGAUAUUUCAUACUCGGACACAUUGCACGAUCGAGAAAUCACUUUUGACAAUGGUUGGGUGGUGAAGAUUGGGAGAGGACUGGACAUGUUUAAACCAGUCAAAGAUAAUUGCUCAGUUGGACAUUUUGAUCAUAGUUUAAGAGCAUGUCAUGAAACAACUAUUGACUUGUAUAAAAAUGGUUAAUUUUACUAGGCAUUCACUAUAGGCAUAGAUACAAUCCUCUACAUACAAAACAACUUUCAAUGAACAUGGUUUAGGACAACACCUUUUGAAUUAAGAUAGAUAAAAAUUCUAUUUUGAUUGGGUGGCCUCGUUAAACAAUCUUCAAUCUUCCCUGACUAAAAUAGUUGGUAAAAUGAUUACUUACAUGACCUUGUAGGAUAACUUCUUUGGGUAGCUAAACAAAUUUUAACCUGCAUAAAAAUAGAUUAAUAAUGCAUUUUCUAUUUUCCUCGACACUUUGUACUUCGGUAGUCAACUAAAUAUAAUCCGUUUAUCCCCUCAGGUUGGGUGGUAUUCGGGCCAAAUGCCUCUGAACUUUGUUGGUCAAAACGCAUGUAAAUUACAUCUAUUUAUAGAAUUUAACAUGCUCACCUCUAUACAAGUGAAUUCAAAAUGUUGUGUUAUAGAACCUAAAAAUUUACUCUAGUACCUCCAAGACAUAAUAAGACUGAGGUUAUAAUACUAAAAUAUAAUCGUAUCCAAGACAUAAUAAGAC
This is a messenger RNA of Paramuricea clavata, 1981 nucleotides long. The record is from the annotation of a GenBank genome assembly. Lineage: Eukaryota; Metazoa; Cnidaria; Anthozoa; Malacalcyonacea; Plexauridae.